Molecule: messenger RNA, 3942 nt
Organism: Cladophialophora carrionii CBS 160.54
Lineage: Eukaryota; Fungi; Ascomycota; Eurotiomycetes; Chaetothyriales; Herpotrichiellaceae
Exons: 2
Coding region: 1-3942 (1313 amino acids)
Source: RefSeq, a predicted model, not a curated record
AUGAAGCCACUAAACCCGUCCAACACCCUACAUAGGACAAGACCUGGACAGCCUUCAUUUGCAAUCAAUGAAGAUUGUCCAACUCAGGAGGACGACCUUCUCGAUGGCGAGACUGCAAACACCAAACAGACUCCAUCGUACCUCAAGGAAUAUGAAAAGACUUCACAAGCCCCACGAGGAGUGGUGUCAUCCCGUCCCCUGCAGCCCAUUUCCAUGGAGGACGACUUUCUGAGUCCUGACAAACUCCUCUCCCACUCAGUGUCUAAUCUAUUCUCCAAGCCGGAUGGGCUCAAUGAACCUCCCCCAUUGGAGAGCCCGGCAGUCACAAAGGAAGCAGGAAGCAGCUAUCACGAUUUGGCAGAUCAUCCUGCUUCGAACAGUUCUCCUGAAACCAGACGCUUCGAGGAAGUGAACAUCACCAGCGGACAGCUUUUAACCGCAGACGCAAAGAACAAGGUGGAGAACACAGAUGGUCAUACCUUGACACUGCAGCAUAACUCUGCUGGGUUCGGUGCCAGGCCUGCGGAUAGGCAGCAAGAGUCUGGGAAGCUCAUCUCCCAGGAACAGGGGCAGGUCACUCAGCGAGCUGGAAACGUCGCUGCAGAAGACUGCAAUGCCGACAAUCAGCAUGCUUUUCCAUACUUUGCACGACGUGGAACAAGACCAGCCGACCAAGAUGAUCAACCAGGCCCUGCAGACAGCACCCAUGCUCGCCAGCCAGAGUUACCAGAGCAGUGGUCCAUCGCUGGCAAUGUGGACGACGUUGGUCAUGGGACGUCUCCCUCGGUCACGGCAAAUGCGAGGACCCACCCUAUCAACCACUCCCGUACGACCGCAGGCACGGCACCGAUCCACGACGCUAGAGUCUCCAAGGUGGCAAGAAGACGUCAGCCGCGUCCAGGCGAGAAUCUGCAGGCCCAUGGACAGAACAAUGCAGGAGCUGCCAAGGACGGUCCGUGUGAAGAGGACCUCCUCUUUCUUCUGAUGUCCAAAACACGCGAGAGCAAAGAAGCUCGCACCAGAUCGGAGCGUCUGGAGCUCGAGAACAGAAAUCUCCGCCAUGAAAUGCUGCAGUCAGGUACAGAGUUACGGCAAGCUGUAGAUGCCCGCAACGAAUGCAUUGAAGGAUAUGACCUCCUGAAUCAACACUUGGAGAAUUUCAAGGAGAGGUAUUCCAAGCUCAAGCAGUGGGCAAUGGAGACGAACAAAGACUGCGAAGAGCUUCAAGGCAAAGCAUCCAACUUUGAGAACGCUAUCUCCGGUUUGCCAAAAGACAGAGACGAGCUCCUCGCACAGCUCCAGAACACCGGUGCCGCUUCUAUCAAAGCCGCUGAGCAGUUGGCAAGUGUCCGCAACGCAAUCGGCGAGGUGCGGAUCAUGGCAAAAGAGCGUUCCGCAAGCAUCAAUGACAUGGACGGCCGUUCCAGAAGUCACGAAGAGAAUCUGAGCGCGGAACGACGGCGCUGCGACAGAUUGGAGCAGCAUAUUGUCCACCUGGAGCUUGAGAGAGACAAGCAAAAUGUCCGAAUGUAUGGUGAACAGCAGGAGCUCAGACAUGCCCUGAAAGGCCUGUCUGACAGUCUCCAAAUCCUCCGUGACGGCAGCAUGGAAGAUAGUCUGGAGAAAGGUCGAAUGCUCGAGGCUCUCGGUCACAUCGUGUCGCUUCUCGACACCGCUGUUUGCAAGAGAUCAGACCUGCUCUCACUGAAAGACACCAUCGAGACAGCCAAGACAUCAUUCGCUAUGGUUGAGAAGUCAAUCUCUGAGGACCUGCAAGCAACAGUCGCACAUCUGACGAACAGUCUUCAGAUAGACGUUGCUGCACAUUCAGACAAGCUGCUCUCAGCUAUCCCCCCUCAUACUGGUCAGCUCAAUGAAGUUGCAUCAGCGCUCGUCCGCCUGGAGCAGAAGGCUGAGCAGAUGGAACUGAUCAUCAAACUACUCCAAGACGCGAAAACCAGUGCGGAAAAGGAGAGUUCUUGUCUGCAAGGGAUGGCUGACAACCUUGAGAAAGCUCUAUUUUCCGAGAGAGAAGCCGCUCAGAAGACAGUCAGUGACCUUACCACCAAUGUCAAUGAGUGGACGCUCAAAUGUCAAGAGGUACGCGCAGAGCUGGAGAAAUGCAAACAGGAACGGGAAGCCGAGGCGUCGGUGGUUCCUGAUCUUCAGAACGAGCUGGCGCAGAAGAAGACUGAACUAGAACUUGCUUUUGCUGCGUCUCAACGAGAUGCUCAAGACAAGGACAAACUGGCCGCAGAGAAAGCAGCCCUCCUCAACCGCUUGAAGGAACUUGCGAAGAAGAACGCAGUUAUUCCCGCACUGGAGCGGAGUCAACAGCAAAGUCACUCAAAGAUCACUGAACUGGAGUCCACUCUGAAAGCUUCACGUGCACACGCUCAAAAGAAUGAACGGCUUGCUAAAGAGAAAGCAGCCGUCGAGAGUCAACUGACAGAGCUUCGAAAGGAGAACUCGGCGUUGACAGAAGUGCGGAUGAACCUACAGCAGACAACCUCCAAAGUCGACGAGUUGCAGAACAUCAAUACGUCUCUUGAGGAGAACCUUGCUUCUCUCAAGUCAGAUCUCGAUGAGAAGAACAAGAAGUGUUCCCAGAUUGGACCACUGAAGGAUUCCAUCAAGGCAAAGGACGACGAGCUCGCGGAGCUGCGGAAACAACUGGCCUCAUCGAAAAAGUGGACCAGCGAGGUUGAGAGACCCAGAGACGACCGAGAACGAACAGAAGGAGAACUAGCUGCCAUACAACAGCAGAUACGCAACCUGGAAGGCGCUCUCUCCAAUGCCAAACUCGACCUGAGAGCUAAACAGGCCGAAGCGCAGAGCCAGGGUGGGCACCGCUCAGCAACAACGAGGCUGCUCCCAGACAGUCAACUUGGACGUUCUCGUUUGGAUUUGAGCCGUGAUGGAGUGACCCGACCAUUGGCCUUGUCCGCUGGCACAGCAACGGUCUCUGAGACCCAAUCGGGAGUCCCGGAGUCUGUCCCAGUCGGCGCAGGAGGCCGGCUUCUAUUUGCAGACCGGCAAGUACAGGAUGGCGAUUGGGCACUCAACUCACUUCCAGACGCAUAUGAAGACGACGCUCUCGAAGCCGACAUCCAACCACGCCUCGCUUGCACAGAGCUACACAAUCGUGGACAGGGACAUCCUUUGGUAGUGGAGCGCGUGAGAAGAGCCGCAGAUGGCCAGGGAUCCCUCGUACGAGUGCCUUCGAGCUCAUACUCAUCGCAGGGUGAGCAAAUGCUCCUCGAUCAAGUCGGUCAAGUGGAUGCUGGUGCUGCAGACAAUGUCGCUACCGGCACAGCUCCGAACGGUGCUGACGUGUGGAGAUACCUCUCCCCAGAACAAGCGGCCGGCCUGGAGAGACUGAGAAACAUCGUACGAGGUCGAUGGCCUCCUGUUACACCGAAGCGAAGUAUCGAGGACGUGCUCAACCGCCCUUUCCAACCUACGUUCGGGAGGGAGCAGCACCGGUCGAAUCCCGCCGUCAAGCGUCGACUCGAGCCAGAAGUCGAGAAGAAUGAGGUCCAGGAAAACACUCGGCGGCUCAAGCGUGGGACGGCCAACCUUGAAAUCACGAUGCCACAACCUCGUCAUCCUAUCCGGGUUGUGCCACCGUUGGAUGCGCCCACGUCGAAUGCGCCCAUAUCGAAUGCGCACACAUUGAAUGUGCCCAUGUUGAAUGUGUCCACGUUGAAUGUGUCCACGCUGAAUGCGCCCACGUUGAAUGCGCCUAGGUCGACGGCGCCCACGUUUACUACGUUGCCUGCGGAACCGACUGUCAGCCGGGGCUUAGGUCGCUACGCGAACCGCAACACAAUCGUGGGAACGUAUGCACCGGCGCCCGGAAAGAUCUUCGGAUCCCAGAAGCCACCACGCAAGGGGUCUCGAGCGGACAAGUUCCACAGACGCUUCAAUGGGCUUGAAUGA